AUGAGGAAGCUCGGUGCUGGCUUCCUCCUCUCGCUCCUGAAGGACCCAAGGCGCCCACCGCCCUCAGGAGGGAGGUCCCCCUCGUGUGUUCACCGUCUGCACCCCUGCCCCUGCCCAGGUGCUGUGUGCUCCGACCUCCCUUACGCCUCCUGGUUCGAGUCCUUCUGCCAGUUUACUCAGUACCGUUGCUCCAACCAUGUCUACUACGCCAAGAGGGUCCGAUGCUCCCAGCCAGUCCCAAUUCUCUCACCUAACGCUGACCAGGAGACAGACUCUUCUACUGAAGCACAGCCCUCCACCAUGACCUCCCCCAUGCCAUCCCACAACACAGCCACAGAACGGCAGGCCUUCCAGCCCUGGCCCGAACUGCUCAAGAACAAUGUGGAGGAGCUGCAGGAGCUGCUGCAAGCCUCCAUGUCCCUGGGAGGCCCAGAGCGAGUGUCAGGCCACAAGCAGGGUCAAAGGCAGGAGCAACAACAGGAGCAAGGACAAAAACAUAAACAGGAGGGAGAGCAGGAGCAGGAGAAACAGGAGGAGGAGGAGGAGGAAGAGGAGGAAGAGGAGGAGGAGGAAGAGGAGGAGGAGGAGGAGGAAGAGGAGGGGGAGGGGAAGCAGGAGGAAGGACAGGGGACAAGGGAGAGACUGCAUGCCAUGUAUGGGCUGCAGACAGACUCAGAGCCCAAGCACCAGGCUGGUUUAUCUUCCAACCCUUUGUCCUUCGCUGCCCGGGUGCGGAAAGUGAAGUCUACGCCUAUGAUGGUGGAGAACAUCCAGGAGCUCAGUCAAUCUGCCCAGGAAAUGGAUGAAAUGAGUGGGGUGUUUGAUGAAGACUCUGCUUGGAGAAGCCAAAACUCUGGCAGCCUCUUGCAGCUGCCCCAUGAGGAGGCCUUACUGGUGAUGUGCUAUUCCAUUGUGGAGAACACCUGCAUCAUGACCCCCACAGCCAGGGCCUGGCGGCACUUGGAGGAUGAGAUCCUUGGUUUCGGGAAGUCGGUCUGUGACAGCCUUGGGCGGCACCACCUAGCUAUCUGUCCCCUCUGUGCCUUCUGCUCCCUGAAGCUGGAGCAGUGCCACUCGGAGUCCAACCUGCAGCGGCAGAAGUGUGACAGUUCCCACAAAACACCCUUCAUGAGCCCCUUUCUCUCAUCCCAGAGCAUGGCCAUCGGCAUCCAGAUGGGGAAUGUAAAAUCGAACCGCUAUUACGGGCUGGAUAUUUAUGGUGGGCUUCGCAUGGAUUUCUGGUGUGCCCUGCUAGCCACGAAGGGCUGUGAAGAUACUCGAGUAGCUGGCUGGCUCCAGGCUGAGUUCCUUAGCUUCCAGGAUGGGGAUUUCCCCACCAAGAUUUGUGACACAGACUAUGUGCAGUACCCAAACUACUGUGCCUUCAAAAGCCAACAGUGUCUGAUGAGAAACCGGGAUCAGAAGAUAUCCCGUAUGAGAUGUCUGAAGAACGAGAGUUACAAUAUCUUGACCCCAGCCAGAAGCGAGGACCUUGUGCUUCGAUGGAGCCAGGAGUUUAGCACCUUGACUCUAGGCCAAGCCGGAUGAGCUGGGAUUCUCCCUGUCUCCACCUCAACCCAGACUGUCCACAUUCUCCAUUGCUUUCUUACUCCAUUGGUCAUCAGUUUGCGUCCAGGCUGCCCCUUUUGUGUCUCUUACCUGGUCCCUACCCACGUUUUCCUUGGGUCGGGGCAGGAGUCCCUGAAAGUGAUGGAACUCCACCCGCCUUAAAGGAUGUCUUUGCAUAAAGUGUUUAUUUUCAACCUA
Molecule: messenger RNA, 1767 nt
Organism: Myotis lucifugus (little brown bat)
Lineage: Eukaryota; Metazoa; Chordata; Mammalia; Chiroptera; Vespertilionidae
Gene: ACRBP
Product: acrosin binding protein
Exons: 9
Coding region: 1-1548 (515 amino acids)
Cellular component (GO): acrosomal vesicle; nucleus
Molecular function (GO): protein binding
Source: RefSeq, a predicted model, not a curated record